CUGCUCGAUCGUACUACGCGAUUGGAGGGCUCGGGAAGAGGAGCAUCCGCUCCGCGUUCAAUUCCCGGAGGUUUCAACUCUAGGGGUCGCUGUUUAAUGACGUGUGCGUUCUGUGUGGAGUUUUCGACGCUCGACAUACAUGUCCUUCGGUGAACACACCAUCUAUGGUAUCCGUGCGUACGACCCUCUCACCUCGGCUUCCGGAAAGGCGAGGAGUAGCGCUGCUUGUUUACGGAUCGCUCGCUCUUCAUCAGCGAUGGCCUCGAUGUUUUCUUGCUGCCUGGGAUGCUGUGGGGAAGGAUCAUCGGGGCACAUCCCUAUGAAGGAGAUGCCCUCGGUCCAGUUGGAUACCCACCAUAUGGGUACCGAUGUGGUCAUCGUUAAGAGUGGGAGAAGGAUAUGUGGAACUGGCGGUUGCCUUGCCAAUGCUCCGCUUCACCAGAACAAGAGUUAUUUUGAAUUCAAGGUUCAGUCUACAGGUGUGUGGGGAAUUGGUGUGGCUACCCAGAAGGCCAACCUGAAUCAAAUACCGUUGGGGAGGGAUAUUCACAGCCUGGUGUUGAGACACGAUGGGUCAGUCUUCCACAACAACGAAGAAAAGAACAGGCUCCCUGCCAACAGUCUUCCACAGGAAGGCGAUAUCGUGGGUGUCACAUAUGACCAUGUAGAGCUGAAUUUAUAUUUAAAUGGAAAAAAUAUGCACUGCCCAGCCUCAGGAAUUCGUGGGACGGUUUACCCAGUGGUUUACGUGGACGACAGCGCUAUAAUUGACUGCCAGUUCAGUGACUUCUACCACACUCCCCCUCAAGGUUUUGAAAAGAUCUUAUUUGAGCAGCAGAUCUUCUGAGCUGUGGGCCCUGUCUCCAUGUGAACCUGCAGCCAGUCUACCCUGUUGCUUUUCCCCGUCUGAGCUGGACCUGCAGAUUUCUAUGACCCACAAGUUCUUGCCCAGUCUGGCUUGAGUGUCCCUCUGUGAGUGUUGUAUAUUCAGGCUGUUCCACGUCCCCUUGUCAGGCGAAAGUAUCGCUUUCUGAUAUUACACUUGCCUCUGAUUGCCUCAUGUAUUUGCUGCUGCAGUUGCUGUUGUUGCUUUAUUUUAAAGAAUAACUAACAGUUGUUAGCACAAGUCCUCAAGAGCUGAAGGCUUCGUUUCUGCUGGCUGCAAUUGUACACACUUUCACUGUCAAAAGGCCAUUAUUUAAGUUUAUUUUGUGGAUAUACAAUGACGUUAACAUUACAAAAUCGUGAUAGUGGCAGUCAGGGGGUCCUCCCUAAGAGGAAAUGCUGCAUCCAUAAUGUGUUUUCUUUUCUUUUUUUUGCCUACCAGUGUGUGUGUGCCCACAUGUGGAGUUGUGUUGCCCACAUGUGGAGUUGUGUUGCCCACAUGUGGAGUUGUGUUGCCCACAUGUGGAGUUGUGUUGCCCACAUGUGGAGUUGUGUUGCCCAUCACGGUCAUGUUCCUUUCCAGGCCUCUGCUCACCAUGGGGAAACAGGCAAGUGGUUUAAAAGCCAUGAUUUUCAUGUACUUCUUACAGAUGUAUACAUCAGGCUGGUUUCUGUUAGUAGUAUUUUGCUUAAUGUGAGCUUUAUCUGUUUGAAAAUAUUUAAUCUCCUGGAGGAUUGGCAUAAACAUGCCUAUUCUAAUGUCUGGCAAUUUAAUAGUACUUCUUAAAAUAUUUUAUAUAUGUAAUUGUAAUGAUUGCAGACAGUUUUACUUCAGAGGUUUAAAUUUUAUUUAAAAUGCUUUUUUUAAAAACUUGGUAUCACAUUGGAAGAACCCAGCUAAAUGAAUGAGUUUGGUUUGUUUACAGAUUCAGGGAGCAUUCAAAAAAUUAUUAAAAACAGUUAUUUAAAUAUUAAGUUUUUGCACUGAAGGGAUCUGAGUGUUCAAGUGUUGAAAACCAAAUCUUUGUGAUUCUGCACUAAUAAACUUUUUUUUCCCUCCCCAA
This is a messenger RNA of Paramormyrops kingsleyae, 1949 nucleotides long. RefSeq names its product SPRY domain-containing protein 7. Lineage: Eukaryota; Metazoa; Chordata; Actinopteri; Osteoglossiformes; Mormyridae. The record is from RefSeq and is a predicted model, not a curated record. Gene Ontology annotation, molecular function: protein binding.